AUAUGAUCUAAGGUCACAAUUUUCAUGCUUCAUUCUCAUUUGGAAUCAUUACGAGUACAUAUUUGGGCACUUAAAAUAUUUGUUUGUGUUUUGAAAAGCAAAUCCCUGAAUUGUAGACGGGAGGUGAUUUCAAACAUAUAUUUAACUUUGAAUGACCUCAUGCUUAUGUUUAUUUAGAUGAUUAUACCUUGGCUUCAAGGGCUUUUCCAUAAGUAAAAGAUGACAUCAUAGGCAUCUUGAUACUAACUGGCACAGAUAUUAUUCCUGUAAAUAAAUAAAAUUAGAUUUUAAAUUUAUACCAAAAUGUUACGUACAGCAUAUAUAAUGUAUGCUAUGCCUAUAGGACUAAUAACAAACAAUGAAGAAAAUCUUGUUACCCGAUUGUAAAAGACACCAUGUCAUUACAUAAUUUUGAAAGGAUAUCUCCAUUAUAAUAAUUGAAGUAUUCACAUGUACCAUAUUUACACUUAUUCAUAUGAAACAAUCAUGUUAAAGGACAUAAGUACUGUAGGUUAUUCAACGAAUAUUAAACAAGCUGAUGACAAUAUCAUACCUUUUUUAGGUACAAUAAAAAACAAGUGUUAUUCGCAGAAAAUAGGAAGGUGAUGUAAUAGCACUAAUGGUACCAGAACAUGAUUUUUGACAUCUAGGAUAUAUUGUUUAAUCAUCUGAAUGCAGUCUCAAAGGAUUGCUAGGCAACUGGCAGCUUUUAAGGUAAAGCCAAUUAUUGGAAAAAUAUAACAACACCCUUUUGUUAUAAGACACAAACCCUAUUACCUAAGUAUCAUCCAUUAACUUAUUAUUAAUGAUACAACAAUGAAUAUUUUAUCGGAAAUUAUUUUAUAUCACGUAUACUGAAGAUGACAAGCUCAUCAUUAGGUGACUUAAGUUAAGGAUUGCGGAGAGUGGUUGAUAUUCACACCAACAUAUCAUUCUUAAUUUUUUGAAAUCUGCUAAAUACUAAGAUAAUUGCAAUAAGAUAGAGGAUAUAACUAACAGUGAAGAAAAAAAAUUGAUUCUGAUUUUAAUAUAGAGUCACACAUUAAGGAAGUUCAUUAACUUAUGCGAGCAAACAUAACUACUAUUUGAAUUCAUAAUUGAGUUCUUGUCAGCGUUCUUGUUGGCCAGCAAAAUGAGCACAACGGCUGACUCUAAUGCAACAGCCGAUGAUGGUGGUGGUGGACCGCCAAUUAACUAUUCAGAUGCAGAGCGUAUAGCUCUUGGAUUCUUCCUCAUCCUCAUUAUAUUUGUGACAUUCUUCGGGAACAUGUUGGUUGUCACCGUCUUCUGUCUGUUUAAGAAUCUCAGAACAAUGACUAACUAUUUUAUAGUGUCAUUAGCCGUGGCGGACAUGCUCGUGGCAGCGUUGGUUAUGCCAUUUGGAGUUUAUCAGCAAGUGAACAAUACAUAUUGGCCACUUGGAGAUAUUGUUUGCAAACUGUCAAUAUGUUUUGAUGUCCUGUUCUCCACAUCUUCCAUACUUCAUUUAUCCUGUAUGGCAAUGGACCGUUACUUCGGUGUCUGCAAUCCAUUACACUACCAUGAAACAAUCACAAAACAAUCAGUCGCUGUUAUGAUCACGGUUUGCUGGACAUUACCUUGUUUUAUAUCAUUCUUACCUAUACUCAUGGAAUGGAACCUUAUUGGCAUCCAGGACAUAUUUGCUGCGAUGGUGCCGCCUGAUGGGACAGUCUGUAUGUUUAUUGUAAACAUACCGUAUGCAUAUGUUUGUUCAUGUAUUGCAUUUUACAUUCCAGUUAUAUUCAUGACAAUAGUUUACAUCAAAAUUUUUAAGGUAGCUCACAAACAGGCACAUGAAAUUCGUUCCAUGGAACUUGCAUCUGGUAUGGGCAAAGGGAAAGAAUCAAGUGAAAAUGGGAGAGGAUACAAAUCAAGUGAAAAUAAAGCUGCUGUGACACUUGCUGUCAUCAUGGGUGCAUUUUCUAUAUGCUGGUUUCCAUUUUUCAUAAACAAUCUCAUUGGACCAGUUAUAAACUAUAAAACAACAUUCACUAGUAAUAUGAUCACGCAUUGGCUUGGAUGGAUAAACUCAACUAUAAAUCCGUUCCUGUACUAUGGAUUGAACUCAAAUUUCCGUAGAGCAUUCAAAUAUGUAUUGCUUUGCCAUAAAUGCAGGGGAUUAUCUCCUCUUGAAUACCGCAAACGAGAGUUCAACGAUAUUUGAUUAUCGACACAUUAUCCAUUGUCCUGUAAUCAUUCCUAUCAAGAAACACUUUAUGUUUGAAUCCACCUAACUUUACAGACCAUUGAGAGUGAGUCAAGAAAAUUCGGGAUAUAACGCAUAGAUGUUUCUUACUAUUAUAAUUCACAAAGAAAUGUGCAGUGUUUUUAUGGGCGUCCGAAGAGGGCUCAAAAAGGAGGUGGUGGUCACACCCAACGCACACCUCCCCUUUUGAGUCAAUACCGUGAUUCUGUUCAUGGUGCUGAAGAAGACUUGGAUGGAAGAAGAACUAUGGGGAAAACCCUUGAUUUUGAAAUGAAAGGGACAUAAAAGGGGUUAGAAGCAUAGGACGUGCACAGAAGUGAAUGGGAAGGGGGCCAAUAUGUAACUGCAUAAAAUGUAACUAUCAACCAGUCACAUGGCAUAAUGAAGAAAACAAUAAACAUGUACUUUACAAAAAGUUAUUUAUACAUAUAUAUAAAUUAAAUUCUACCUGUUCAGUCCCACCUCACCCAUUUAACAUUAUUAAAGCCUG
Owenia fusiformis is the source of this 2717-nucleotide messenger RNA. NCBI's taxonomy places the organism in Eukaryota, Metazoa, Annelida, Polychaeta, Sabellida, Oweniidae. The record is from the annotation of a GenBank genome assembly.